UCGACGGCGGUUAGAUCCUUUCGGAACUGGGUUGAAGAUCGUUGCCAGGAAUCGAAUUUCCCGGAGGAAGCUGAGGAAAAUGGCACCCAAGGGACUCGCGAUCCGGGUCACGUUGACGUUGAUCGCGGCCUCCGUGGGCCUCGCGGAUAAUACCUGGCCGUCCUGCGUCGGAAAGACCAUCCUGAGAUCCGGCGGCUUAUCGUGCGAGGAGAAACAGGCCAUCUUGGACGAGCAUAAUCGGCUGAGACAACUGGUGGCUCUGGGGCAGAUUCACGGACAGCCGGGGGCCGCGAAUAUGAGGGAAAUGGUCUGGGACGAUGAAUUGGCGACGAUCGCUCAGAAAUGGGCGGAUCGAUGCGCGGAGAACCACGACAAUCUACGAAACGUCCAAAGGUUCGCGGUUGGCCAGAACAUCGCGAGGACCUGGACGACCAGGCCCCCGGGGCCCUAUGACGGUCAGCCGAACUGGCGACAGCGGAUCACCGAUUGGUUCAACGAGGUGCAACAGUAUCAGUCUGGUUACAGCGACGCGACCGGUCACUAUACACAGCUCGUCUGGGGUGACACGUUCCUUUUGGGCUGUGGUUACUCGUUCUACUACGAUCCCGCCAGGGGCUACACGAAGAAUUACGUUUGCAACUACGGGCCGAGCGGCAACGUUCUUGGCUACCAGCCGUACCAAUCCGGCCAGCCAGCUUGCGGCAGCUACGGGAUGUCUUACUCGAAUCGAUACGCCGGACUUUGCUCUCGUGGCAGUUACUACCAUUUAGGCGCGUACUGCGCGUACGGCUAG
Molecule: messenger RNA, 793 nt
Organism: Dufourea novaeangliae
Lineage: Eukaryota; Metazoa; Arthropoda; Insecta; Hymenoptera; Halictidae
Product: venom allergen 3-like
Exons: 7
Coding region: 80-793 (237 amino acids)
Cellular component (GO): extracellular region
Source: RefSeq, a predicted model, not a curated record